This is a messenger RNA of Acanthosepion pharaonis, 804 nucleotides long. NCBI's taxonomy places the organism in Eukaryota, Metazoa, Mollusca, Cephalopoda, Sepiida, Sepiidae. The record is from the annotation of a GenBank genome assembly.
AUGAAUUUCUUUGGAGGUCCUUUGCCAACCUCUGCCAAAGCGUCUGCAAGUCUGCGGCAUCUUGAGUCAGAGAACCAAGAUGCAAUGUUUAUUUUCUUAUCAGAUGUCUGGCUUGAUCAACCAAAGGUAAUACACAAACUGAAAGUUCUUUUCAGUGGCUACUAUGAAUGUCCUCCAGUUGCUUUUGUGUUCUGCGGAAACUUCACUUCAUCAGUUCACCUUAGUAAACAAGGUAAAAUACUAAAAGACUGCUUUUCGACUUUGGCUGAUAUAAUUUCCAAAUAUCCCACUUUAGUCAAAUCCUGUCGUUUUAUUUUUGUCCCUGGCCCGCAUGACCCUGGUCCAGCCAACAUUUUACCACGUCCAGCUAUUCCUAACUCCAUAACUGAAGAGUUCCGCAAGAAAGUCCCGAAUGCUAUUUUCACCAGCAACCCUUGCCGUAUUCAGUACUGCACACAAGAGAUUGUCAUAAUUCGAGAAGAUAUUGUCACAAAAUUAUGUCGAAACUGCAUCCAUUUUCCUGCAUCUGGAGAUGUACCUACACAUUUUGCCAAAACUGUGAUCUGUCAGAGUCACCUGUGCCCACUGCCUCUCCAUGUCUGCCCCAUUUACUGGGCUUAUGACUGCGGCAUGCACCUCUAUCCCCUGCCUGACCUGCUCGUAGUUGCAGACAAAUACGAUGAAUUUACGGUUACAUCAGUUGACUGCAUGAUUAUGAAUCCGGGUUGCUUUCCACAAUCUGAUUUUAGCUUCAAAGCAUACAUGCCUUACACAAGACAGAUUGAGAACAGCAAGAUUGAUUAA